Messenger RNA from Neohortaea acidophila, 4175 nucleotides. Its product is annotated as SNF2 family N-terminal domain-containing protein. The coding region runs from base 205 to 3852 and encodes 1215 amino acids. Gene Ontology annotation, cellular component: nucleus. Gene Ontology annotation, molecular function: ATP-dependent chromatin remodeler activity; chromatin binding; ATP binding. The record is from RefSeq and is a predicted model, not a curated record. Lineage: Eukaryota; Fungi; Ascomycota; Dothideomycetes; Mycosphaerellales; Teratosphaeriaceae. The transcript has a single exon.
CUCGUCCGUUUUUCAUUGUCUCCCAUUGUUCGCGGUCACCUUUUCACGGCCGUGGUUGGGGAGUGCUUUGGGCUUGCUUGGCGGAAUGUUGCUAUCCUGAUGACAAGAGAUUGAGGUCGGCGCCAACUCCAUCACCACGCUCCUCCAACUCCACACACCUCCACCUCGCGCCUCUCACGACCCCUCGCUCCACGCCUCCUCACAAUGGACCAGUCCGAUCCAAUCUCAGACUCGACGCCAAACAAGAGGCGGAAGUUGAACGAUGGCAAGGCUUGGGACUCGCAGGAUGACAGCGGCGACGACCUGUCCGAGUCGGACUUCAACACCGUCGCCACGCUUCGCCUCGAGACGCCGCAGCUGCAGUACACCAAGGACCAGUUCCACGCCGAUCUGCGCCCUUCGCAAGCCGCCGCUGAUAACCAGACGUACAUCACGCAGCCCACUCAAGCCAUCAAUCUCAAUACUUCUACGCAAUCGAGAACCCUGGGUUCGUCGUUGCCAAACACCUCCGAUGUCCUGGUCGAGCAAUCCUCACCUGCUCCUUCUCCGCAGGCCAAAGCGCCACCGCCUCCUGUGCGUAGAGCGCUUGCACCCAACGCUCGUGGAGGGCUGUUAGCAAGUGCCAUGGCUCCUCCAGGCACCUCGUUUCGCGCCCCUCCCGGAAUCCAAUCUCGCCCCAAGCCGAUCACCAUUGAUGUCGACAGUGACGAGGAUCCGCCAGUGCACCACAGCUCAGAUGAAGAAGAGGCGCGUGUGCCGACAAACACGUUAAAACCGACAAUCUUCAAACGGAGGGAGCGGGAAACGACACCGAAUCGCGCCGAUAAGAUUGUGCACGAAACCCCGCGCGCUCCAAGUGUGUUCGCCUCGUUGAUGUCCGACUUUGCAUACAGCUCGCCGCCUGUGAAAAUCGCAGAUGAUUUGGUUAGCUCCUACUCCAACGCCUCCCGACGACCUCGACCCCAACUGGCAUCGAGGCCCUCGGCGAGCUCGGCGGCCACACAGCCGAAACCCAACAUGUACAAGGAACUGACUGACAUUGAUGAUUUUGGGUUGAGGAGGAAAGUGGAGUCGAUUCGCAAGGCCUGGCCCGACGAAUCAAUUCAGCGUUGCAUGGAAGCCUUGGAGAAAUGUCACCGGAACGUCGACGAUGCUUGUGCGUGGCUCUUAGAAGAGGGCGAGAAAGAUGCGCCGGGUGAGACGGUCGACGAGGCCGAUGAGCUGUCGUCGACCAGCCCUGUGGUGAGGCGUGGUAUUGCGGUGGCAUCCUCAAGGAAUGUACCCGCCCCUUCACAGCCAAUUCGCUCGGCGGCAAAGCAAGAGGUCAAGGCUCCGAGUCUCACCAUUGCCGAAAAGUACGGUGCGGGGAGGAGUCAGUCGCAAGGGUCGAAAGUUCCACAGUCUCCUAUUAUCAUUGAGGACGACGAUGCAGUCAAACCUGCGAGGAAGCGGCUUCAACAAGGCAGAAAGACUCCCAGAUCGCCGUCGCCAGCAUCCGACGCCGCGCCGCAGAAGCCACCGCAACCUCUCCAGCGCUCGAAGCAGCAGCAACAGCGACAUCACAUCAUCAUUAACGACGACUCCGAUUCUGAUUCGGGUGGGAUUGAGAUUCAGAAUGAGGAGCAGGCAAGUGCAUCUGACCGGCGCCUGCUCAAGUUCCUCAACGAGUGCACAGUGGAAGAUUUGGUUGAUCUUUCGGCUCAGCCGGCGGAUAGCGUGAAACUGGUCCUCGACCAACGUCCAUUCGCAACCCUGGACAUCGUCCGCACCAUUACCGUCACCGAAGACAAUACCACCAAAUCGGGCAAGAGAUCGAAGAAGACGAAGGCGGUCGGAGACAGGAUUGUCGACGUCUGUGCGGAGAUGCUCACGGGCUAUGAUGCGGUCGACGAGCUCGUCGAGGAGUGCGAUCGAAUUGCUAAGCCGAUCAAAGACGCGUUGAAGGCUUGGGGCGUUGGUGCUACGAGCGGCGAAGGCGAGCUGCAGAUGAUGAAGCUGGAUGAAGCCCACGACUCUGGCAUCGGCACACCGUCGAGCUCUUGCCAUGGUGAUGACGGCGCGCCGGGGAGCAUCACGCCCAAGUCGAAGCGCAACUUCCUGGCGCAGCCGCCGAGCAUGAAUGCCGAAAUGACGCUGAAGGAUUUUCAACUGGUUGGCCUGAACUGGUUGAGCUUGCUGUGGUCGAAGAAGGUAUCUUGCAUCCUCGCCGACGAUAUGGGGCUGGGCAAGACGUGUCAGGUCAUUGCAUUCCUCGCCCACCUGCAAGAUCAACAUGUCGAGGGUGUGCACUUGGUAGUAGUGCCAGGCUCGACGCUCGAGAACUGGCUCCGCGAGUUUGCGCGAUUCGCCCCCAAACUCAAGGUCGUGCCCUACUACGGUUCGCAGGGCGAGCGCGAAGGGCUGCGAUACGACAUUGAACAGGAGCAGGACAGCAUCGACGUGAUUGUCACUACGUACGACAUGGCGCAGAAAGACCGCGACAAUAAAUUUCUCCGUCGACUCCAGCCUGUCGUGUGUAUCUACGACGAGGCACACGCUCUGCGCAACACUCAGUCGGACCGCUAUAGGCAGCUGACUAGGAUUCAGGCCUCGUUCCGUGUGUUAUUGACUGGCACGCCGCUGCAGAACAACCUGCAAGAGCUUGUGGCAAUUCUGGCCUUCAUCAUGCCGGAGCUCUUUCAAGAGAAGCGAGAGGAGCUGCAGUACAUCUUUCAGCACAAGGCGACUACGAAAGACACCGACCAUGCCGUACUGCUGUCAAACGAGCGGAUCGCGAGAGCGCGCACGAUGAUCACUCCGUUUAUCCUACGACGGAAGAAGCAGCAGGUCCUCGAGCUUCCCGCGAAACACAGUCGGGUGGACUACUGCGACAUGACGAAGACGCAAGUCAACUACUACGCCGAGCUUCUCCAGCAAUUCCAGGAACAGUACCACGAGAAGAAGACGGCACGUCAAAGCUCGAACAUGCUCAUGUCUCUCCGCAAAGCCGCCAUCCACCCCUUACUUUCCCGGCGCCUGUACGACGAUAAGAAAAUCGACAAAAUGGUGGCGCGGUUGGUGAAGCACGACGAAUUCAGCCAGAACGACCCGCAGAAAGUCAAAGACUUUCUCACCGGCGAGCACUACCAGAGUCCAAAAGGUGGCGACUACGCCCUGCACCGCUUCUGCGCCGAGCGCCCCUACAUGAAAGAAUUCAUGCUAAAAGGCAAACCCUGGCUGGACGCGGGCAAAGUCAAAGCCUUCCAGAAGCUCGUGCGGGAGUACGUGGAGAACGGCGACCGCGUGCUCGUCUUCUCGCAAUUCACCACCAUGAUGAACAUCCUCGAGGCCGUGCUAGACGACAUGGACACCAAAUUUUGCCGCCUAGACGGCUCGACGAGCAUCCAGGUGCGGCAGGCGCUGAUCGACACGUUCUAUGAAGACGAUUCGAUCAAGGUUUUCAUGCUGUCUACCAAAGCGGGCGGCGCGGGGAUCAAUCUGGCGUGCGCGAAUCGUGUCAUUAUUUUCGAUUCGGGGUUUAAUCCGCAGGACGACAUUCAGGCGGAGAACCGCGCGCAUCGCGUGGGGCAGACGCGCGAGGUGGAGAUUGUAAGGCUUGUUACGCGGGGAACGGUCGAGGAACAGAUUCAUGCGUUGGGAGAGUCGAAGCUGGCGCUUGAUGAGAGGGUUGCGGGCGAGGGGGUGGAGGAGAAGCAGGCGGAGAAGAUGGGGGAGCAGAUUGUGGAGAGGAUGCUGUUGGACAGUUUGAAGGAAGAGGAGGGUGAGGAGGAAACGAAGGAUCUGAAGGACAUGUUCAAGUCUGGGUUGGAGAGUGCUGGGGUCAGAGUUGCUUCGAAACAGGCCCGGUUUUAAUGCCGUGGCUCUUGAGCAUUCUCUCCCGCGGAGAUGGCCAAAUCAGGAAAGAAUGGCAAUCUUGGGCCAGGGGUGAAAAUGGAGCAGCAGCUCGGACGGAAAUGUCGCAUAUCUUGGGCUCGGAUGAACUGAAGACGAUAUCCAAACACACGAUAACGCAUGCAGUCUACCCGUUGACGUGUCACUCCUGGCCUGGCCUUAUCACACCGACCGCUGCAAGAAUUCGGACAAUUGAUUGCAGGCGCAUGUGCAUUAGGGGCAAUUAAGGAAUUAAGCUUUCCGUCCGUCUCGUCGGGAUUCCGGCACGCGUCCGGCGGCCAAAC